ACGUAGAAUAUUUAAGAAAACUAAACACAAAAAUUUGGAAUAAUAAUUAUAAUACAAAAUAAGUAAUAAUUUAGCUUAAGCCUAGCUGUCAACAUGGGAGGACUAUUUACAAAAUCUAAAAAGCCUCAAAGUAGGGUAACGGAACAAGACAAAGCAGUUUUACAACUUAAACAACAACGAGAUCGUUUAAAACAAUACCAAAAACGUAUUGAGCUAUCUUUGGAAAAGGAUAGACAAUUGGCGAAGAAAUGUUUAUCACAAGGACGAAAAGAGCGUGCAAAAUUAUUGUUGCGAAAGAAAAAAUUCCAAGAAAAUUUGCUCUCCAACACUGACAAACAAUUGGAAAAUCUUGAAAAACUGGCUGCUGAUAUUGAGUUUGCCCAGGUUGAGAUUCAGGUAUUAGAUGGCCUUAAACAAGGAAAUGCUGCUCUGAAGAAAAUGCAUGCCAUACUAGAUGUUGAUGAAAUUGAGAAAAUCAUGGAUGAGACUCGGGAAGGAAUUGAGAAGCAACAAGAAAUUGACUCAAUCCUAUCGGAUGCAUUGACACAAGAAGACGAAGAUGAUGUAUUGGCAGAACUAGAUGCUUUAGUAGCCGAACAAGACGAAACAAAGGAAAUACAACUGCCGGAAGUACCCACAGACAGCCUCCCUAACAAUGUGAGUGAUGAGGAAGUUGAAGGCGAGCAACCGACCAAGAAAGUUAAAACUAUUCAAGAAAAACCUGCUAAAGUUCUACUAGAAGCUUGAGAAAAUAACCAACGGAAUUGUACUUUUUCUUUCAAAAUUAUGAUGAUUAAUCUUUUUUCUGUUUACUGUAUUAAUCGUUAGUGUGUGGCAUAAUUUUAGAAUAUUUAAGUCAGUGUAUAUUAAUUUUUAAACAAUUUGCAAUAAUUUACUGAAGUAUAAAAGUUGAAAUGGAAUGUAAAAAUAAAGUUUUUAUACAAA
Calliphora vicina (urban bluebottle blowfly) is the source of this 945-nucleotide messenger RNA. It is a transcript of the gene Vps20, whose product is annotated as vacuolar protein sorting 20. Bases 94 to 747 code for a protein of 217 amino acids. The record is from RefSeq and is a predicted model, not a curated record. Gene Ontology annotation, cellular component: ESCRT III complex; multivesicular body. Lineage: Eukaryota; Metazoa; Arthropoda; Insecta; Diptera; Calliphoridae. Gene Ontology annotation, biological process: vesicle budding from membrane; late endosome to vacuole transport via multivesicular body sorting pathway. The transcript is spliced from 3 exons.